GCCCCCCGCGGUUGCCCAGAAGACAGGCACAGAGGUGUACAGGGUGGAGCCUUUCCGACAUUGUUGGAUCUCUAUCCAAACUACAGCGAGAACCCACUGAAACUGUUUUUUUUUUAUCGGAAACGUGUGGUCGCCUCUUAGGAUAUCUCUGUCUUCUCUUUUAACUCUGCAUUUCCCAUCCCAAAAAAGGGAAAAGUUUCUGAACAACAUCUCUGCAGCAGCAUGGGGGCUUACGAUGAAAAGAAAGAAAAAUGUGGCACAAUCUGUCUAAAGUACUUGCUGUUCACCUUCAAUUUCCUUUUUUGGCUGGCCGGGGGUGCGGUGAUGGCAGUAGGGAUAUGGACAGUGGCAGAGAAGAGUGACUACAUCAGCCUGCUCUCGUCCAGGAUCUAUGCUGUCUCGGCCUACAUUCUCAUCGUGGCAGGGAUCAUUGUGAUGAUUACAGGCGUUCUGGGAUGCUGCGCGACCUUCAAAGAACAGAAAGGGCUCCUGAGGAUGUAUUUUGUUUUGUUGCUGUUCAUCUUCCUGCUGGAAGUCCUUGCUGGAGUUUUGGCUUAUGUCUACUACCAACAGUUGAAUGUGGAGCUAAAGGAGAACCUGAGAGAGACCAUGGUUCAGAAGUACAAACAAAAGAACGAGAAGCACAUCACGGACGCUGUGAAUAAACUCCAGCAGGAGUUCAAAUGCUGUGGCAGCAACAGUUCCUCAGACUGGAGUGCCAGUGAGUGGAUCCGCUCUGAUGAUGCUAAAGGGCGAUUGGUGCCCGACAGCUGCUGCAAAACCGAGACCGAUGGGUGCGGGAGAAGAGACCAUCCCUCAAAUAUCUAUAAGGUCGAGGGUGGAUGCAUAACAAAGCUGGAGAACUUUAUCCUGGACCACCUAAAGAUCAUAGGUGCUGUAGGAGUUGGCAUCGCAUGUGUACAAAUAAUAGGUAUGAUAUUCACAUGUUGUCUGUACCGAAGUCUGAAGGCAGAGCCAUACUGAAGGUGAUGAGGUACAGCAUGUAGAGGGAUAUUUCACUGAGCAUCAUUUCAAAUUAAAUAAUGUUAGCAUUUUAUUGACUACUAUGCCUUAUAGUUGGAGGUGAGGAAGAAGAAUAUUAACAAGAUAUCAUUUUUUUAAUGCUAUUGUUAUUGUGAUGCAUGUCAAGUUAGAACUCAUUAUGGUCUGCUAAACAUUAUGAGCUAAAACCACUGCAGUUAAUCAUUUCACAGCAUCGUAGGCAUAAGCAAACUGAAGAUCCUGCUUUGGAGCACUCUAACUUGUGAAUGUACUGUAUAUGUUGGGAUACUUGUGGCAACAAAAGAGGUACUUGUUAGUUGAUGUAGUGUAAAAUCAUUUUUGUUUACUCACAAACUCACACACAAUUGUGUGGUCAAAUACAGCAUGUUUUCCCUGGACCUAAGAUGAACUGCCUUAAAUCACUAUAGCUCCCUUAAACCAUGACUUGAUCCAAACUAUGCAAGCUUUUCAAAAUUUCAGUCAUAUUAUUACUGGUGUUUUGGCACUGUUACUUUGAACAUAUCAGUAAUCAAAAUGGAGCUUUUGUAUAUUCAGGAUUUAACUAACUGAAGUGCCAACUCUGCUGUAUUCUUACAUUUUUUAAAAAAUGUUGUCAAGGGAUCCCUUCAAACCAAAGUUUUGAAAAUGAUUAAGCCUUUAUCUGCCACCAUGGUCAGUGUCAGUCUUUAUUUUUCUGUCCUCACUGUAUAUUUUGAUUGUGUGUGCCAAUUUGUGUCACUUUUUUAAUUAUUAUUAUGUUUUAGCAGAAAUGAAGUUUGAUGUAUGUAUUUAUCAUAAUAAUAUUACCCAACAUUAAACUUUCAUAAUACAAGGCUCA
Molecule: messenger RNA, 1840 nt
Organism: Sardina pilchardus (European sardine)
Lineage: Eukaryota; Metazoa; Chordata; Actinopteri; Clupeiformes; Clupeidae
Product: CD151 antigen-like
Exons: 8
Coding region: 223-984 (253 amino acids)
Biological process (GO): cell migration
Cellular component (GO): plasma membrane
Source: RefSeq, a predicted model, not a curated record